AUGGCUAGCAAAGUCCAGGACUUGAGUGUUACCAACAAGCAACUUUCGAUCAAAAACAUCGAGGGAUCCGUUUUCUUGUUCUACAACUGCAAUCCCGACCAAGUCGUUGGUGCUGAUGCAUCCACCAUCACUGUCGACAACGUAGCGGGGAACGUCUACAUAUUACACACAACGCACCUUGAGAAGCAUCUACCGAUGCCUGUAUCUGUGCGCGGCUCUCGAAUGACCGUGGCUUCCAAUGUCGUGUUCAAGGAAGGUAUCGUCGUCGUGCAAAAUGUCGAGUCAGACCUGAUUCGUGUGCACUCGAACAACUCCUCGGCCCAGGCAGUUAAGAUACGACAUGUUAGCGGCAACGUCAUCUCGGAAGGCGGCGUCCCUGUGAAUGUCCGGAUCAGCGAGUGGGACGGCGAGUUCACUGCCUCCCUUCCAUCAACCAUAGAGCUAGCCCAAAUCAUGGAGAAGGCCGCUUCCGCAUAG
This is a messenger RNA of Verticillium alfalfae VaMs.102, 477 nucleotides long. RefSeq lists its product with no specific name. The transcript has a single exon. Lineage: Eukaryota; Fungi; Ascomycota; Sordariomycetes; Glomerellales; Plectosphaerellaceae. The coding region runs from base 1 to 477 and encodes 158 amino acids. The record is from RefSeq and is a predicted model, not a curated record.